UAUUUGUAUUAGUUUCUAUUUUCCGUUGUUCUAGCCUGCGUCUCUUUAUUUGGUGAUACCUUGUACCCACUUUAAUCUCCCAUGAGAAACCCGUGAUGGUUUUUUUUUGUAUUUUUCUUAAAAAACGAAAAAGAUUCGGAGAAGGGAUAUUUUUGGAUGGAAGCUAGUGAAAACUCGCGCUGUUGGUGUUUCCAUAUUGCGAUUGCUGGUGUUUUGGGAUCUGGGUUUUUGUCAUCAAAGUUUCUCUAAUUGAGAAAUCCACCAAUUUUUCAGGGGUUUUGGAUUUAUUGUUGUAAUUUUGAGUUUCAGUUGGCAGUUCGAAAUGGAGGAAGAGAGCAGUUCUUGGGUGAGAAGGACAAAGUAUUCGCAUACAAUGUUUCUGAGAUCGCGUUCUACAAGAGAAACAUGCAGUCCUUCCUCCCCUCAAUCACCUCGUAGUUCUGAGUUGAAGCUAAAGAGUCUGAGCUUGGAAUCAAAGCCGAGAAAGUUCGAUUUAGAUAGGCUCCCAGUUUCACUGCCCAGACAACCCAAUCAAGAAUUGAGAUCAUCGAAAAUUGAUGUACCAAGUGCAGAGGCUUUGGGUUCUCAAAAGGCGAAGACUUUAAGUUCAGAGUUGAAACUAAGGAGCUCAAGUUUAGAAUCUCUUUCCAAGAAAAAUUCACAGUUUACACAGUCUGAUCGAAAUCCGGGAUCCAAGGCGAAGGAAUUAAAUGUAGGUUAUUCCAGUUCAUGCAGUGAUUUGGGAAUGAAGCCAAAGAUGAAGCCCCCGAGCUUAGACACUUCUGCUUUCUCUUUUCAUCCUGGUGGAGGUUCAAGAAUGAGCUCUAAUAUGUGUCAAACUCCUUCUUUGAGGGGAAAAUUGGAUAUGGAGUCAAACCAAUCUAGUAAUUUCUCUUUUCAUGCUAAUAAAAGUUGGGCGGAUUCUGCCAUUGUUCCAACACCUUCUUUAAGGACGCAAUCGGAUUUGAAUUCUCAUAAAUUUAGUGGUACAUCGUCUUCCAAUACUGAUGGAAGUUCAAAAUUAAGUUCAAAGUGGUCGGAUUCUAGCAUGGUCCCCAAUCCUUAUUUAAGGGGUAAAUCGGGUCCAGACCCUCAUAAAUCCAGUAUGCAUAGCGAUAGAAAUGGGAGGAAUUCUAAACCCAAGAGGUCUUUGUCCCCUCUUCCUACUACUAUACUUUCCGAUGUUUUUAAAGAAGCUAAGUCCAUAGGCAAGAGAUUUUCCACCCCUCCUCCUAGUAGAAAUGGAAGUUCUCGUGUGCCUGCUUCAAGAUCGAUUUCAGAACUGAGCCCUAUGAAGCAUUUGUCUUUAUUGAAAGCUACUGAUAAGUCGAAGAUGAAGAAAGACAAUUCAUGGUCUAGGUACUUUGAUCAUGGUGGAGGGAGAGUUACUGCUUUGGAGACCACUGAUGAAUGGAUGGUUGAUCUUUCGAAAUUGUAUAUAGGGCUUAGAUUUGCAUCUGGAGCUCAUAGCAAGUUAUAUCAUGGUAUGUAUAAGGAUCGACCUGUUGCAGUGAAAAUUAUUCGGCAACCUGAUGAUGAUGAAAAUGGAGUAAUGGCGGCUCGGUUGGAGAAGCAGUUUUAUAGAGAAGUCACAUUUCUGUCCCAUCUUUAUCACAACAACGUUAUCAAGCUAGCAGGAGCAUGCAAAAAUCCACCAGUUUUCUGCAUCAUAACCGAUUAUCUUUCUGGCGGUUCCUUAAGAGCAUUUCUACACAAACUUGAGCAUAAGUCGCUACCUUUAGAGAAACUGAUUGCUAUUUCUCUACAAAUUGCUCGAGGAAUGGAAUACAUUCAUUCACAAGGGAUUAUUCACCGUGAUCUGAAACCUGAAAACAUUUUAUUUGAUCAAAACUCGUGUGUGAAAAUUGCUGAUUUUGGAAUAGCUUGUGAAGAAGCAUAUUGUGAUGUAUUUACUGAGGACCCUGGGACUUACCGGUGGAUGGCCCCCGAGAUGAUUAAGCACAAACAUUAUGGACGGAAAGUUGAUGUCUAUAGUUUCGGAUUACUAUUAUGGGAGAUGGUUACAGGAACAACCCCUUAUGAGGACAUGACACCGAUCCAGGCAGCUUUUGCAGUGGUUAAUAAGGUAUUUUUGUUUAUCAUAUUAGCCAUAUGUAUCUUUUUGGAUUUUUUUUCGAUAUUAGUACCAUAAAUCUUUUAUAUUCUGAAAAUAGUUAGUCAGAUCUUUCAUAUUUUGAAAUUAGUCCCUCAAAUCAUUGAAAUUGCUAUUAGAUCCCCCAAUUUUGAAGUUAUUUUGAAAUUAGUUCAUCGAAUCAAGAGCAGAAGUAGUAGUUAAAGGGAUUAAUUUGAAAUAACUUUGAGAGCUGGGGGACGUAUUGGCAAUUUCAAUGAUUUUGGGGAACUAAUUUAAAAAUAACUUAAGAAUUGGUGGACCUAAUAGCAAUUUCAGUAGCCUAACGAGGAACCAAUUUCAAAAUAUGAAGGAGUUAAGGGACUAAUACCAGAAAACACAUUUCUUUUUUGUUCACUGUAGCCCUUGUUAUUUUGUUUGUCUCCUUGAGCUAAGCAUAUAAUAGUUUGAAUCAUCUUCAUGCUAAUGAAAAGAAGACAAGUGAUGUUGAUAAUUUAUUGAGAAUAUUUCGUUUGUCCUA
Molecule: messenger RNA, 2612 nt
Organism: Asparagus officinalis (garden asparagus)
Lineage: Eukaryota; Viridiplantae; Streptophyta; Magnoliopsida; Asparagales; Asparagaceae
Product: spindle assembly checkpoint kinase-like
Exons: 3
Coding region: 323-2152 (609 amino acids)
Biological process (GO): protein phosphorylation
Molecular function (GO): ATP binding; protein kinase activity
Source: RefSeq, a predicted model, not a curated record